ACCACAAUCGCUCAUUCUCCAAAACCUGAAUACACAGACGCCGCCCCAACUUCCCCUGGCCGUGUGUCCCUUGCCGUCGCGGCUGCCCCUCCUCCUUAGUGUCACCCCACAAAUUUAGUGGUGAUAGAAUCACUUACCCCGUGACAAUAAUCACGCCGCUGCAGCUCAUCCAUCCCACAGCUGCUGCUCAUCCUCAAUAAGCCGCUCAUAGUCAUUCUCAGUGACGCUGGGCCAGUUUCGCUGCUGCCGCUUUUGCUCCUCCUUCAGUUCUGUUUCCAAGGGUCACGAGCAGGUUUGUUUGAAUAAUUUCUGUAAAUGGGGUUCGUGUUUGGGUAUCUGAAUUGGCAGGUUUCCUACCUAGGCCUGGCCUGGCUUGUUUCCGUAUGACUAGUGCGGCCCUCACCCUCCCUUGACUCAAUUGACGUUAAUCAGAGGUGUAUCUCGGCUUCUCUCCUGAUGCCAUGCUGUGCCUGCCCCCUUGCUACGGCACUUCAUAGUUCCUAUCAAAAGGAAUGAGGCUGGACGAAAUAUUGUGAAAGGCGGGGACUUGAUGAUGUUGUUUAAUAAGAUUGAGUUAUUCACUUAUCCUUGACCUUGAGAAGUAAAAAUUGAAUAACCUAUUAGCCAUUUUCUUUCUUAGCAAGCUGCAUGAUGCAAACGUGGGUAAAGCCAUGCAAUCAGCUUUCACUCAUCAUCAUCCUAUCGUUCACAACAGAUGUGUCUAUAGUGCAUGCCAUCUUCACCUCAUUUUGCUCAAAGGCCUUUCUCUAAGUCAAUUCCAAAAGUUCAUUCCUGAAAAAUGGAAACAAGCUUCCAAAGAGGUAAUUCUUCAAAACAAUCAGCUGGUUCUGGGAAAGUGCAGAACUGGCAAUGAACCUAUGAUAGAUAACCUUAUUAAUUCUCUCAGAGAAUUUGCCUGCCAGGGCCAUUUAUUAAAAGCAUUCAAACUCUUUUCCCUGAUCCAGCAACAAGCCUCUUGUACUACUACAAAUGAUACUAUUCUGCAUUCCAUCUCUUCUCUUCUUUUAUCUUGUGUCAACCUGAAAGCUCUCCCACAGGGUAAACAACUACAUGCCCUCGUUAUCUCUUUGGGAUUUGAGCAACAUCCCAUUUUGGUUCCCAAGCUUGUCAAUUUUUACUCAAAAUUUGAUCUUUUAAUUGAUGCUCACAUCAUUACUGAGAAUUCCAAUAUUUUGCACCCAUUUCCUUGGAAUCUGCUUAUCUCUUCUUAUGUUAGAAAUGGACUGUAUGAUGAGGCUCUUUCUGCCUAUAAGAAGAUGAUAAGUAAAGGAAUUAGACCCGAUAAUUUCACCUAUCCAUCUGUUCUCAAGGCCUGCGGCGAAAAAUUGGAUCUAGCCUAUGGGAGAGAGGUUCAUGAAUCCAUUAAAGUUAGCUGUCAUAUAUGGAGCUUGUUUGUACAUAAUUCCUUAGUUUCCAUGUAUGCCAAGACUGGUGAAUUGGAGAUUGCCCGUUGCUUGUUUGACAAAAUGCCAGAAAGAGAUGCUGUUUCUUGGAAUGCAAUGAUUUCUGGUUAUGCCUCCAAGGGAAUGUGGAAGGAAGCAUUUGAGCUGUUUGAACAAAUGCAGAUAGCAGGUGUUGAAUUGAAUAUUGUAAUUUGGAACACUAUAGCUGGAGGGUGCUUGCAUUCGGGCAAUUUUAGGGGGGCACUUGAAUUGCUUUCUCAGAUGAGAAGUUGUGGCAUUUGUUUGGACUCAGUUGCAUUGAUUAUUGGUCUCGGUGCAUGUUCCCAUAUUGGUGCCAUUAGAUUAGGUAGAGAGAUUCAUGGCUAUGCAAUUCGCAGCUUUUGUGGUGGAGCAGAUAAUGUUAGGAAUGCCUUAAUCACUAUGUAUUCUAGGUGCAAAGAUCUUAGGCAUGCCUACAUUUUGUUUCAAUCAGUGAAAACUAAGAGCCUAAUUACUUGGAACUCCAUGCUUUCUGGUUAUGCCCAUAUGGACCAAUUUGAGGAAGCAUCCUUGCUAUUCAGAGAAUUGUUUCUAUCUGGCAUUAAGCCAAAUUAUGUGUCUAUAGCAAGCAUUCUUCCCCUUUGUGCUCGAGCGGCAAGUCUACAACAUGGUAAGGAGUUCCAUUGUUACAUUUUGAGGCAUGCAGAAUUUAAGGAUUAUUUGUUGCUGUGGAAUGCUCUCGUUGACAUGUAUGCAAGAUGUGGAAAAGUUUUAGAAGCCAAAAGGUUGUUUGAUUCAAUGAACAGAAGGGAUGAAGUGACAUAUACUUCCUUGAUCGCUGGGUUUGGAAUACAAGGAGAGGGGCGAGCAGCAUUAAAGUUUUUUGAUGAAAUGAACAGGAAUAAUAUUAAACCAGACCAUGUAACAAUGGUGGCAGUUCUAUCUGCUUGUAGUCAUUCAGGGCUAGUAACUGAAGGAAAAAUGUUGUUUCAAAAGAUGUCUAGUGAAUAUGGCAUAGUUCCAUGUUUACAGCACUUUUCCUGCAUGGUUGACCUCUAUGGGAGAGCAGGAUUAUUACAUAAAGCUAAGGAGAUGAUCACAAAGAUGCCUUACAGGCCAACCUCUGCCAUGUGGGCCACUCUUUUAGGAGCUUGCCGUAUCCAUGGAAAUACUGACAUAGGGGAAUGGGCUGCUGAGAAACUGUUGGAAAUGAGGCCUGAAAAUUCAGGUUACUAUGUGUUGAUUGCUAAUAUGUAUGCUGCUGCUGGUCGUUGGAACAAGCUAGCAAAGGUGAGGACUUACAUGAGGGACUUGGGUGUGAGGAAAGCUCCUGGCUGUACCUGGGUUGAUGUGGGCUCUGAAUUGUCACCAUUUCUGGUCGGAGAUACUUCAAAACCUAAUGCAGAUGAGUUUUACCCAUUAUUGGAGGGAUUGACUAAUUUAACUAAAGAUGUUGAUUAUGAUGCCAGAGAAAGUUUUGGUUCAGUUGAUGUAUUGGAGGAAAUAGGAUGAUGCUUAAUAAUGCAUCUGGAUGUAUUUGAUGUGAAUUCAUGUUGUCAUUCUCGUCAUAUAGCAGCAAUUAAUUAUGUGAUCUAUAAGAGAUGUCGAGCAAAAGAUAUCUACCUUAAGGUAAGGCCAUUCUGAAGUGGGUCAGACUUGUGGUAUUUUGUGGGAUCCAUUUCAAAGUCAAGAGUGACAGAGGUUGGUGCCAGAUGAAAGAAUUCUAAAAUGCGGCCCAUGUUACUUAUAAUUGAUCUAAGGUGUUUGCUCUGGGGACCUUGGAGAGAAAAAUUAGUACUUGCAUUUUAGCAGAUGUGAGGCAUUUUAGCAGAUGUGAAUUUCUGUGAGACUACAGCAUAUUUCUUUAUGAAUACCAACACCAAUGAUUAUUAAUCUAACAGGUUUGGCAGAAGGUUAUUUAGUUACCAGCCAGCAUGUCCUUUAAAAAAAAAUAAAUUACCAGCAUGUAUUUUGUUGAUGAAUAACAGCACCAAUGAUCAUAAAUUUAACAGGUUUAACAGAAGUUUAUUUACAUUA
Molecule: messenger RNA, 3440 nt
Organism: Manihot esculenta (cassava)
Lineage: Eukaryota; Viridiplantae; Streptophyta; Magnoliopsida; Malpighiales; Euphorbiaceae
Product: pentatricopeptide repeat-containing protein At1g71490
Biological process (GO): RNA modification
Molecular function (GO): protein binding; RNA binding
Source: RefSeq, a predicted model, not a curated record